This is a messenger RNA of Lacerta agilis (Sand lizard), 1044 nucleotides long. It is a transcript of the gene LEMD1, whose product is annotated as LEM domain containing 1. The record is from RefSeq and is a predicted model, not a curated record. NCBI's taxonomy places the organism in Eukaryota, Metazoa, Chordata, Lepidosauria, Squamata, Lacertidae. The coding region runs from base 124 to 933 and encodes 269 amino acids. The transcript is spliced from 8 exons.
CUCCAGAUCAGAAGGCUGCGUGUUCGAAUCACGUCGGGGUCACGGGUCCCCGGGAGGGGAUUUAUUUUACCCCUUCGAUGAGGUUGUAAGCAAGCGGAGUCGAAGACUCUACCAUUAGGAGAUAUGGAGAAGGUUACUGUUGAUGUGCACAUAGAAAACAAGGGAAAAGAUUCUGCAGAACAAGGCUUUGUGGAACAAGACUCCAAAGAUGAAAUUGAUGUUACAGCUCUGAGUGACACUGAGCUAUGGGAGCUUCUCUGUGCAUAUGGAAUCACCCCUGGACCAAUAUUACCUUCUACAAGGACCAUUUAUGAGAACAAGCUCCUGCAGUUGAUGAAGCAGUGCCCAGGAACAGCAGCUGAGUUGAACAGUGAGGUUAAUUCUGAAAAUGAUGGAGAAGGAAAAACCACAGAAGUAGUCAUCCAAACAAAUGGCCUCAAAGUGACAACUGAACAUACCUCUGGGUCUGAAAACAAAUCACCUGCAGAUGUGGCAGAACGUCAGAAAAAACUCUUGUCAUCUGAUGUUGAACAUAGUUUAGCUAAAAUAGUGGCAGAACUGCAGGAAAUAUUGCCAGAGGGUAAAGUGGCACUGCAUCGGUCACAAGGACCAAGGAAGAAACCUUGCAGUCCUGAAAGGAAUUACAGACAAAAGACAAGUGAUCUACCACAGCAAGACUAUGGCUAUCCUGAUGUUAAUGUUACUGUAGGACAAAGUGCUAGAAGAAGAAAAGCAGUAAAGGAGAAUCCUCCCUCUGUGAAACAAGAUCCUGAAACCAAAUGCCAUGUAGUACCGGGGAGAUCAAGAGAAGGACGUAUACCAAUACGUGUAAAGAUUGCUGCUUUUGCCAUCUUCAUGUUCCUUCUCUUUGUGUAUGUAACUAUGGAAACUAAUUUUCAUAAUCCAUUCACAAGCUUUACCAAGGGCAAAUGAGUGUAUCCUGGAAUGGAGGAAUGGAGUUGUUAGACCAGAGAGGGUGGUUCUGUCUAGUUGCUUAUGAAUUAAGUGAUUUGGGGGUAGCUGAUUAAAACACAAAAAGAAUUA